This is a messenger RNA of Carlito syrichta (Philippine tarsier), 1072 nucleotides long. It is a transcript of the gene C1QC, whose product is annotated as complement C1q C chain. The coding region runs from base 88 to 825 and encodes 245 amino acids. NCBI's taxonomy places the organism in Eukaryota, Metazoa, Chordata, Mammalia, Primates, Tarsiidae. The record is from RefSeq and is a predicted model, not a curated record. Gene Ontology annotation, molecular function: protein binding. The transcript is spliced from 3 exons.
UGCCGGGAGAGGAAGCAGACCUGAGGCCGUCUCUGUGAGCAGGCCACACACCACCCACCCCAGACGAGGCCCAGACCCCUGCCCAGGAUGGACCCGGGGCCCCACUCCCGGCCCCUCCUUGGACAAGCCCUGCCGUUGUUCCUGCUGCUGCUGCCCCUGGGGAGCCAGGCCAGCCCCGGCUGCUACGGGAUCCCAGGGAUGCCCGGCCUGCCCGGGGCGCCGGGGAAGGAUGGGCACGAUGGACUGCCGGGGCCCAAGGGGGAGCCAGGAGUCCCAGCCAUCCCCGGGACACGAGGACCCAAGGGGCAGAAGGGAGAUCCCGGCACGCCCGGCCAUCCUGGGAAGAACGGCCCCAUGGGCCCCGCAGGGACCCCGGGGGUGCCCGGCCCCAUGGGCCUGCCGGGGGAACCCGGCGAAGAGGGCCGCUACAAGCAGAAGCACCAGUCGGUGUUCACGGUCAUGCGGCAGACCGCCCAGUUCCCGGCGGCCAACGGCCUGGUCAGGUUCAACGCGGUGGUCACCAACCCGCAGGGGGAUUAUGACACCGGCACCGGCAAGUUCACCUGCAGGGUGCCCGGCUUAUACUACUUUGUCUACCACACGUCGCAGACGGCCAACCUGUGCGUGCUGCUGUUCCACAACGGCGUCAGGGUGACCACCUUCUGCGACCACAAGUCCAACGACAAGCAGGUCAGCUCGGGCGGCGUGCUGCUGCGGCUGCAGGUGGGUGACGAGGUGUGGCUGGCCGUCAACGACUACAACGCCAUGGUGGGCACCGAGGGCUCCGACAGCGUCUUCUCCGGCUUCCUGCUCUUCCCCGACUAGGGUGGGCGGGGGGCGCUCCGGCCCCGUCCUCCGUGUCCCACAUCCCCACCCGAUGGACUCCUCCGGGAAGCCUGCCCUGCCCUCCCACCCGAGAAUUCUCUCCCUCCUCUGAGCUCCUUCGGGAGUCACUGCUUGUCCCGUUCCUUGGACACUUAGCCAACACUUCCUGGUGCAGUCGUUAGUUUUUUUCUGGUAUCGGAAGAGGUGGGGAGAUAGACGGAUAAAUGAUUCAAGCCAUACACAGGCA